Aspergillus welwitschiae is the source of this 1699-nucleotide messenger RNA. RefSeq lists its product as uncharacterized. Bases 175 to 1029 code for a protein of 284 amino acids. NCBI's taxonomy places the organism in Eukaryota, Fungi, Ascomycota, Eurotiomycetes, Eurotiales, Aspergillaceae. The transcript is spliced from 4 exons. The record is from RefSeq and is a predicted model, not a curated record. Gene Ontology annotation, biological process: mycotoxin biosynthetic process.
CCCACAUCGCCGACAGCCCCAUUGCCGGAAUCGCAUGAUGUGUUCCGGAGCCGACGUUCCAUCAGUAUUGUGACAAAUGUGACAAGGACUCGGUGUUUAAAGUCUGAGCAUUGCGUUGACCCCCGACGCCCCUCCGGCUGCCAAACCCCUCCAUGCUCCUUCCCCCCUCUCACAAUGUAUUCCUACGAGAAAGUCAACCGUGACGACGACAGCGACCAGGGGCUUCUGGCUGAGGACUCGGAGAGAGUCGCACCUCAGCCCAGAGUCUCUAGGUUCCCUAGCUGGACGAACGCCUUGCUGCUCUUGGGGCUCUUGUUUUCGCUAUCGCUGAACGUGGGAUGGUUUGUGUUCCAGAAGGGCCACAAUGUUCCCAUCCAGGACUUGGAUCCUGAUGCGGCCAUGGCAAAACAGCGUUCUCCUUACACCGGUCUCGCAUGGGAUACUCACAAGCCUUACUCCCACCACUCCGAGUAUACUAGCGAGAACGCGACCCAUGCGGAUGAGAUGUGGGAGAGCCUGAGCAUGGACCCCAUGGUUAUUGCUCCUACUUGGGAAUGGGCUCAGAGCAAGGGACUGUCCGAUUCUUGGGCUUUCCCUUGGGAUUCGAACCGGAGGAUCUACUUCAUCAAGGUGUUCCAUCAACUCCACUGUCUGAAACUCAUGCGCCACUCGUACCAUGAGCUCUGGUCCGGACAAGAGAGCUCGAUCCCCGCUCCUCAUAUCGAACACUGCCUCGAUUCCCUGCGACAGGAUCUGAUGUGCAAGGCCGAUGAUACCCCCAUGCCAUCUCUUCAGCUGCUGAAUGGUGGUGGAGAAGGACAACAAAUGCAAUGCAAGGACUUCGAUAAGCUGGUAGCCUGGUCAAAGGCACCGGAACGCAAUGCUUGCUACAAGCGACUGACCGACUACAAGCCGAUCGUCCAUAGCAUUGAGCGCUAUGCCUUCUGUCCUGAGGAUAGUGAGCACUACCCGACGAUGAGCAAGUAUUUCGAGGAACACGGACAUUAUGCCGAUCCUUUUUCGGAAUAGACAAGGGCGAGGCUGAUUUGGAUCGGUUGGGGAGGGUGAAAAGCAGCCAAGAAAGGCCAGCCGAGGGGAGGAGGGGAAAAGGGCCUUUUAGCGCCGAAAUCCCUAGUCAGCACCUAAUUUAGUCUAUUUAGCUUCAAUGCAACUAAGAAAGUAGCACCGUUUAGUGGCCAGUAACUCUGCAAGCCCCCCUGCAAGCCCACUGGGGGCCAAACGGUACCACCUUCUUCUUCCUGUUAGCCCAUUUGCGUGGCCUGAGUGGACAAAGUACUUUAUCUGCUUAUCUGCUUACUGUCAAAGGAGCAUCAAGCCUGAUCAGCCUCGGUCUGAGCGCAAACCCUUCUCUCGUCCGAUCUUCCCCUCCAUUCCUUUCGUCCCGUCCCUUUUUUUUUAAUCACACAUCGGCUCCCUUUCAUCGCCUGUCUUCCUUUCCUUUCCAUUAACUUUUCACCAAUCCUUCUACCUUCUUAUUGGUGGUUAUUUAACCCGUCCAUAAGCAUGGAUGAGGAAGAUGGCCAUUGCAAAGAGACCGAGGUCACCGUCCAGUCGACGAGCCCCGUGGACUCGGCCGAUUAUGAUCCUUUCGACCCCCAAACCCGCUCCACCACGUAUAAGUGGAUCACCGUCGUCCUUGUCGCGGGAUUAUCAACCAUGGUUCAGCUGUCCACCAUCA